GCUGCCUGCAGUAGUCGGUCUGGGCCAGGGACAUGGAGAGUGAGGCCUGGGGGUUCACCUGGUGGUGAAGGGACACAGGUGAAGCUCGCCUCCGGCUGUGAGAUGUCUGCAGUAAGGCGGUCAGUGAGCGAGGCCUUCUGGGCCAUGUGUGCUGCAGACUCCAUGUCCAUGCCGGUCCACUGGUACUACAACAUCCAGGACAUCCGCAGGGACUUUGGAGGCUGGCUGUCAGGCUUCAGCGCUCCGGCAGCCAGACACCCGUCCAGCAUCCUCAGCCUGUCCAACACAGCCGGCAGCGGACGGACCGGCUGGUCCACUGGUGCCAAACAGGCUGACGUUGUCGGUAACGUCAUCCUGCAUGAUAAGCUGGAACUGUGGCGGUCCUCUAACGGCUCGGUCCACUACCACCAAGGUCUUCAGGCCGGAGACAACACCCUGAACGUCCUCUGCUCCCUCCGAGUAGCUCGGACCAUCGUGUCCCGCAGGUUCAGCGACGUCUCCCAGCCGGAGGCUCGCGCCGCCGUGUUGUCCGACUACGUCCAGUUCCUGACCACGCCCGGCUCACACGCUGACACCUACGCAGAGUCCAACCACCGCUCGUUCUUCGCUGACUGGCAGCACGGCAGACCGACCUCUCCCGGCGAGGUCCUGAAGUUCGCAGAGAAACGAUCCAAACAGAUGCUCAGCUCUCGGGUCGCUGACAGCCAGCUGGACGCCAUCGGUUGCCUUCCCAUGAUCCUGCCCUUUGUCCUGUUGUCUGCCUCGGCCAAUGAGGAUCAAGCUGUUGCAGCAGCGGUAGAGUUUGUGAAGCUCACCCAUCCUCACCCCAACGUGCCCGAGUACGUGACGAUCUACAGCCGGGCGCUGCACGCCGUUCUGGGCGGGGCCAGCGUUCGCCGGCAGGCCGAGUCCGCUCUGAGGAGCCUGGAGGCGUGGGACGCCUGUCAGAGCUACAGCCGCAGGGCCGCCAGGUUCUCUGCGUCUUCUGAGGAGAGGCUGAAGGUCCACCAGAGCGCCGUGAACUCCCUGGGUCUGGCCUGCUACAACAGAGGGGCGAUGUCCAGCCUGUUCUACCUGGCCUACGAGUUUCACGAUGACCCCAGAGGAGGAAUCCUGGCCAACACCAACUGUGGAGGUGAGAACUGCAACCGCGGGGCGGCGCUGGGGGCCCUGCUGGGGGCCGGCGCCGCCCACAGCGGUGGGGGCAUCCCCCAGGAGUGGAAGGAGGAGCUGAGGGAUGCCCAGGAGUUCCUCCCCGACAUCCUGAAGGAGAUGCUGUAAGAGGAGCAGCACCCCCUGGAGGACAGGAGGAGAAGUGUUACAACGCACUGCAGACAAUGAUUCCAGCACCUUUUGUUUACAUUCAUUAUGAACUUAUAGCUGUAGAUUUCUAUUUAACAACCGGAAUGCAGACAUUUUUUAUUCCUGAACAAAAAGCAUGUAAACAUUUGUUCACUACAGCUUCAUUAAAUAAUUAUAUUUAUUAUUUUGUGCCUUAAUGUGUUUCCAGUUUGAAGCCUUUGAAUGAAAACAAACAUGCAUGUGAUCAGUUAAUAACAAUAAAGGACAAAACGGUG
Molecule: messenger RNA, 1577 nt
Organism: Fundulus heteroclitus (mummichog)
Lineage: Eukaryota; Metazoa; Chordata; Actinopteri; Cyprinodontiformes; Fundulidae
Exons: 9
Coding region: 103-1281 (392 amino acids)
Source: RefSeq, a predicted model, not a curated record